UGAGUAACCCCUCCAGACAGACAGUGGUUUACUGCUAUUGUUUUGUUGCUUGCUAUGUCUGAAGCUGGACUUGGAAUUUGGCUUACCUCCCCUGAGCAAUUGAUAGAUCUUAGCCUCCAGGUGGGCAGGUGGUCCUAGUUCUUAUACCCGCCUCAACUCCUGUGAUGGUUACUGAGCACUAAUCAAUGUGCCAAAGGAGGGCAAAGUCUAGGAUAAGGCUUAGGUCCCCGUCACUUGAGCUGGAGUCCUUAGACGCUUAAGUCUUUAAAGGCAUGAUUUCACAGAGCAGUGCAGCCAGUCUCCGGAUCGGGCCUCGGGAAAAUCUGCUCCCUCAUGGACGAGGUGGAUAUUGAGACUUCCAGCUGCCCUCUGGGACUGGAGACUGACACAUCUUGAUAAUCAGUGUACCUGCCUCGGACAACCUAGCCUCCGUGCGGUGCGUCUUGGGAGUUGUAGUUUUCUGGUUAGUCGAGGGUUCUCCUGUGCUACUUGGAGAGUGGCGAACUACAUAACUCCACCCCCACCCCGCCUCCGUCAGGCUGCGGUCUCAGCUGAGUUCAACCCCAGACUCUCAGGCCUGGUAGGGGCGGGCUUAUGCACGUGGAAGCACGUGGAUUGGGCCUUGGUGUCGUGGGCGGGAUCGCGCAUGCUCGUUUGGGUAGUGGGCCUGGAGCACAUCAAGAUGUCGACCACGACGGUUCCGGAGCUGAAGCAGAUCAGUCGGGAGGAAGCAAUGCGCUUGGGGCCCGGCUGGAGCCAUUCAUGCCACGCCAUGCUGUACGCCGCCAACCCCGGGCAGCUUUUCGGGCGUAUCCCCAUGCGUUUCUCAGUGCUGAUGCAGAUGCGCUUCGACGGGCUGCUGGGCUUUCCCGGGGGGUUCGUGGACCGGCGCUUCUGGUCGUUGGAGGAUGGCUUGAACCGGGUGCUGGGCCUGGGCCUGGGCGGCCUACGCCUUACCGAAGCUGAUUACCUGAGCUCGCACCUGACUGAGGGUCCACACCGUGUGGUGGCACACCUGUACGCAAGGCAGCUGACACUGGAACAGCUCCAUGCUGUGGAGAUCAGCGCUGUGCACUCGAGGGACCAUGGUCUGGAGGUCCUGGGCCUUGUACGUGUCCCACUGUACACACAGAAGGAUCGAGUAGGAGGCUUCCCUAACUUUCUGAGCAACGCCUUUGUCAGCACUGCCAAAUAUCAGCUCCUGUUUGCCCUUAAGGUACUCAACAUGAUGCCCUCGGAAAAGCUGGCUGAGGCCUUGGCCUCAGCCACAGAGAAGCAGAAGAAGGCCCUAGAAAAGCUGCUCCCGGCCUCAUCCUGAGAUGGUUCCUGUGCAGGUCCCUGCCCUCCCUCGGCUGUCUGCCCACAGGCCCUGGAAUUCCCGAGAAGCGUGCCUUCUAGUGUGUUUGAUUUUGCAUCCCUUCUGACUGCAAGGGACAGGCAGGCAGCUUUCAUCAUCACUGUCCCACGCAGUCCCUGGGACCUAGCUACCCUCUCAGGUUGGUCAGUGGGGUGGGCCUGGGCCUAGCUUUUCAAGCUGAAGAUAUUCUCACCCAUCCCAGGGCUCAAAACUGUCCUUUGUGAGUAUGUACAUGACUGGCGGAGUCCCAGCUAAAGCCCAUUCUCAUUCUUCCAAGGCAACCACUUGGUUGGUACACAGAUCCUGGACUGGUCAUGGGUUUUGUCCAAUAGAGACAACCCAAGUUAGAUCAGUCCUUCCUGCCCUUAUCCCAGAACCUGAUCCAGCUUGGGGUAAGAUGUUCAUUUGGGUGUUUGUUGGAUUUCUCUGUUAGGUUUUUUCCUUGGUGUAUGAACUGUGGGUUGGUUUCAGAAUGGCUCUGCCCACAUGGUUUGUUUUCCCCAUGGGGGCUUGGGCUCAGCUGUGGACCUGAGGAAGGAUGAAGACAAUAAAGCCAUUCCUCUGA
Messenger RNA from Mastomys coucha (southern multimammate mouse), 1922 nucleotides. RefSeq names its product nudix hydrolase 16 like 1 (gene Nudt16l1). The transcript has 3 exons. Lineage: Eukaryota; Metazoa; Chordata; Mammalia; Rodentia; Muridae. Gene Ontology annotation, cellular component: nucleus. The record is from RefSeq and is a predicted model, not a curated record. The coding region runs from base 647 to 1318 and encodes 223 amino acids. Gene Ontology annotation, molecular function: snoRNA binding.